AUGGGUUUUAUUUUAGGUAAUAAUGCUGACCAUCAAUCGAAUAAUAUAAUAAGGAAACAUAACGUACAUCAAGCAAGUGAUACCUGUAAUGUAGCCAAAAGAGGCCGUUACUUAUCUAUUGACCAUGAAGAAAUCGGUGUUCUGAGUAUUUGCGAGGUCCGCGUGCUUAAGCUUCCUUUUGGUAAGUUUGAUCGACAUUUUAAUAAAACCAAUAUAGUAACUGUGGAAAUGCUUUUUGUUGGUUUUGCUCAGAUCGAUCAAAGAACUUGUCGACAGGUCCUCCGAGGGAGGGGGGAAGGGCACUUUUAGCCACAGGCCCUCGUGGCUAAAAGUAUAGUGAAAUCUGAUAUACUUUGAGCCACUGGCUAAAAGUAUAUCAGAUUUGACCAUACUUUUAGCCACGAGGGCCUGUACGUGUGGCUAAAAAGUAUAUCAGAUUUCAGUACACUUUUUAGCCACGACGGUCUGUGGCUCAAAGCUAGUAUAUCAGAUUUCACUAUACUUUUAGCCACCAGGGCCUGUGGCUAAAAGCUAGUAUAUCAGAUUUCACUAUACUUUUAGCCACGAGGGCCUGUGGCUAAAAGUAUACCAGAUUUCACUAUACUUUUAGCCACCAGGUCCUGUGGCUAAAAAGUAUAUCAGAUUUCAGUAUACUUUUUAGCCUGUGGCUAAAAACUAUAUUAGCGCUAGCUUUCAUUAUACUUUUAGCCACGAGGGCCUGUGGCUAAAAGUAUAUCAGAUUUCACUAUACUUUUAGCCACGAGGGCCUGUGACUAAAAGUAUAUCAGAUUUCACUAUACUUUUAGCCACGAGCAUGGGCGUACCGUGCGGGGGACGCGGCAUCCCCCCCCCCCUCCCCAGUUUGUUGGGCAAGCAAAGCCAGUCGGGCAAUAUUUGCUUAUUAUAAAAAUGAAUGGUACAAAUUUUGUCAAUUUUGUGGGAAGUAUGCUAUCUAAUAGGAAUUUUUCGUAAUCACUCCUCUCCCCCCCGUCGACAACAAUUUUGGAAAGUUUCUCGGGAAAAUUUUUUUUUGACAAUCCGGGCACAUUCUACGCAGAGAAGUAGCUACAAGGUUUAUCAACUGAUCGACAUUUCGCUUCAUGUUUUUAGAUCAAAUUGGGUACGGAAAACCAGUGGAGGUUUCAAAGCGGGAAACGACAACUGACCCUAACUAUGGUAGAAGAGAUCAACUGUCGGACAACCAGCUCAUCUUCGAUACUUUCUCAGACAGCAUGCCCAAUCCUUGGAUAAGGCUAGAUUUAGAAGAUUCAUACUUUAUACGUGAACUCGGUAUUUUUUGCCAUCCUACUGUUGCUCAACUGGUGGAUUUGGCUAUAAAAAUAGGUACAUUAUUUAUAAUUCUUAUAAAUCUUCUCUUAUUCUUCAUUACAUCCGGCGGGUGAGGUUAUUUUCAGGGCCGCCGAGAGGGAGGGGCAGUGGGGGGCAAAUUGCCCCGGGCCCCGAGUUGCUGGGGGCCCCUGCAAAAUAUUUGUUGGGCCCCAGCCUUUUUUGUGUGUUAAAUAUUUCCGCGCAAAGGACAAGAUAUCUGUUUUUUGGGGCAUAAGUACCGAAUUUUGGCAUAAAAAAAUGAGAUAAAGUCCGUCGAAAUCAAUUGCAACCUACUCGUCCGGAAACAUUUUGUACUCCGGAAAAAUUUUUUGUACCCCUAAAAUGGUACACUGACCGGAAACGGCGACGGGGGGGGGAGGUUGUUCUCCGGAAAAAUUUUUUUCCGGGAAAAAUUUUUAGAUAGGGGCCCCUAAAGAAAAAUUGGCCCCGGGCCCCCGCCAACCUCUCGGCGGCCCUGGUUAUUUUUUCACUGGCGCAUUUGCAUUUCUUUGUCCAAAUACAUCAAAACAGAUUAUGCAUCUCUAGUAUAAAUCAUGUACGUCAGACUGUCUGUGUCACACACACGCACACACACAUACCGCACACAUCCACUAGCGCGAUAAAUUAAAAAAUAUGAUGCGUAUUACCACGAAAUUUGUGGAAAUAAUUGACACUGGCUGCCCAGGGAAAAUUAGGAAAAAUUUGUCUUGCUUUGCCCGGCAGAGUUAACUGAAUUCGGAAUUUAGCCCAUUGUGUAAUUUAUGCAUGGUAUAUAGUGGGUCCUGAAGGGGGUGGGGGGGUCCCAUUCCCAUUUCCCGCCUGAAAUUUUAGAAACCCCAGUCCGAGUUAUUGAAAUCCCAGUCAAUAAAAACCCUUUAUUUAUCGGUAGAAUAAACAGUUUUAAGACCUUUUAAGCCACCGUAUGUGCAAGUGGUGGACACUUUUUUAAACUUUUUAAACGGAAAUUUUUAAAUUUGAAUCCCGGAAAUGGCAUUUGCAGCAUUCUGAGACACGCAUAAUCAGAAAACCCAGUAUUUCGGGCGCCAGAAUAUGACUGUUCGCAGUUAGUGCUGUGAAUAAUAUAGUUAACAACAAAAGACACCAAAAACAAAUCAAAAUUGUAUUUUAAAAUACUUAAAACGUGGAAAAAUUGAGGAUCGACUCGCAUUACCUCAAUCCCAUUCCCAUUUUUGAGGACUUCAUUUCCCAUUUCCAGUGGCCAAAUCCCAGUCCCAGCAACCCAGGCCCAUUUUCCCCAGUCUAAAAAUAGACCAAUCCCAGUUCCCAUUUUACCCCUUCAGGACCCUCUAUAUAACUUAAUUCGCUCGCGAAGAUAUUCAAUUCAGUCUUUGAAUCUCCGCUAGUUUAAUUUGCUUUCAUCUGCCCAACGUGUUAAAGUUUGUAUUUUUUUGGACACCAUAAUAUAUUUGGUUUCGUUUUGUAACUCCCUGGUGACUGAUAAAUUAAGCGACUAAAAUGGUGCGAAAAAAGGAUCAUAUGUUAAUUAUAUUUCUUAUACAUCACCAUCAUCAUUAUGUCAAUUUACUUCACUAUAAUCACGUACAGCCAUCGGAAUUAGGCCAACUUCAAGAAGGCGAAAAUUGCCUCCGCUAAGAUGUAACCUGUUAGCAAUUUUAUUCUACUAGUGUUAUCGACUAAGGCCUGUUUCAUACGUCGCAUUUAAUUCAGACGAAUUUAAUUCGUUAUUAAAUUCGUCAAUUGGUCGACACUAAAAUGGUUUCGUUUUAAACGACGAAUUUAAUUCAGACGAAUUCAUUUCAUGUCUAGCGAUCAUGGAUUACCCAGAAGUAAAAAACCACGAGACAAGAAAGAGAGAAACAGACUUUAACAUAAUUUAUGCAUUUCAUUCGACACGAUGAUAACACGUCGUAUGAAACAAAGACGCGCUACAGACGUUGUAUCCAUCUGACCAUGACGGAUACAACGUCUUGGACGAAUUUAAUUCAUCAGACGGAUUUAAUUCGUUUCAUACGACGCACUAACGUCGCAUUUAAUUGGUUCAAUUAAAUUCGUCUGACUAUUAAAUUCGACGAUAGUGCGACGUAUGAAACGGGCCUAACUGAGGGAGAAAACGAACUUAUGUAUUAUCCCGAUAUACAGAGAACAGAGACUAGUUACAAUAUAUAGAUAUUAUGUAAAUUCCCAAACCUCGACCAAAAGUACGUGAAGGUUACAACUCACUGGCACUGGUAUAGGGCCCUACCUUUUCCACAGGCGUUUUGAGAAAUGUGGGAAAGGCGGGGAGACGCCUGCUGCAUAAUCUUUGCAAGAUAGCGGAAACACAUCACCGUGGUCGAUAAAGUCUUCCCGAUAAACGCUCUUUGUCACUACUGUCCGUCAUGACUUUUGAGAAAUACAGCAAGGAUAGACAAAACAAAAACGAUGCUGUUACAUCACAAUGGAUCAUUUUCCGGGUAAACCCGACUAUCGGCACUUAAUUCCGAGAAUCGAACCUUUUUCACCCAGAGUUUCCCCGCCUAUCCCAUAGAGAUGAUAAAUAACACAAAUAGGGGUUAUUUAUAAUCUCUAUGGCCUUUCACACAUUUCUCUCACCGCCCGCAAAUGCCCACCCUAAAUUCUCUCGCCCGCAAGUUAAUAACAAAAAACGCCUGUGGAGGGGGUAGGGUAGGGCCACAAAAUAAAGAUCAGUAACAGAAGGGCCACUCAGCGGUGCAACGUGUUCGCGUUUUUUCAUGCAAAUAUAUGCAGUUUACUGGCCAGAAGGCGGAGCAGCCAGCCAGUACAGCGUGUUUAUUGGCCAGAAAAUGUCAUUGACUGGCUAGGAAAAUGGCGGCCAACAUGCGUAAUGCGACAUGCGCGAGGACAGAAACUUCAAUGCUUCCGACGUAAGUGGUCCUUCUGUAUGGAUCUUUAUUCUAUGGUAAGGCUGGACAGGGGAGCUUUAGUAACGGCAACCACCCAUUGUAUGCUUCCCUAAGCAAACUUUUUGUCCAAAUAUUUUAGGCCAUUCUUUGGUCGACGGUGGUCGAGCGAAUCCUUCUUGUGCGGAGCAUCAAAACAUUGACUAUUCCGGAGGAAAGGCCUUCUUUUGUCGCAUGAAAGGAAGAUAUGUUGUACUCACAUUAGAGAAAGUGACUACGCGUUUACGUGUGCAUGAGAUGGUUAUUAAUCCUACUCAUCAACGUAAGACUAAUUUAUAAUUGAUCAUUGAGCGUUUGCACAUGACGUCACAGCCACCAUGUUGGUGUUCCAAUUCAAAAUAAUUUUAAUUAGACUCUUUUGUCUGGAACACCAAUAUGGCUUUUGUCGAGUUGGUCCCGGGGAAUGAGUGCAACUGACGCUCAGUAUAGUCAUUGAAUAUUUGAAUACAUUCUUCGAUUUGAACACUAGGCUAUCAUUUUUUCUGUGUUGGUGUUGUGUACUCAGGUGAAUAUGAUAUUUGUGAUGUUACUCUGAGUGUAUAUCCACACCGGCCGAGCUUGAAAAAUAUGCCCGGCCGCGAUGGGAUUCGAACCUACGUCGAUCGUAGGUUAGAAUCCCACCGUGGCCGGACAUAUUUUUCAAGCUCUGCCGGUGUGGAUAUACACUCAGAGUAACAUCACAAAUAUCACUAGGCCAUCAGUUUUAAAGGACAAUGGCAAAAAUAAUUUUAUUGUCUUAUUUGAAAGAAGGUUUAAAAUUAUCUCUAGAAUCUUCUUGCAGAUUAUUAUUUUCUUGCUUCAUUCUAUUAAACAGCCAGUGAUCACUAUUUCAAAUUUAAUAAAAGCAUUUUAAACAAUUUUUUAUUGUUACUCAAUGACUUAGAAGUAAAACUAACCCCACUCCUGACGUCAUCAAAACGAUAGUUAAUAUAUUACGAAUUAAUCCAAUUAAGAUGGCGAACAGCUCAUUUGCUUUUAGCCUUUUAGUCAAAUACUUCAAGACUUAUACUUGAUAUGAAAAAUCUGUGAAAAGAUUUUAGACAUUCUUUCAAAUGAGACAAUAAUUUAGAAAUUUUUCUUCUUUAAAACGAGGUUUUCAAAUCGACCAACUUUUUGUCGAUGUUGAAGAAUGAAGAGCGGUGUCUCCUUAGUGGCUUCGGCACGUCCAAAUUUUUAUCAUUUUUUACGAUAUAAAACGAAAAUUCCCCAAUUUAUCGCCUUAAAUAAAUGUAAAACCGGUCAUGGACUGUUGAUAAAACUAAGAUCGAAUACUUGAAUUGUAGCAAAAGGGUCCGUGCAAAAAUUGAUUUUCUUGGGUUUACAUAAGUUUCCCCCCAUUAACAAGCUUCAAUCUGUCCCUUUCGUUUGCCAGAACUUUUCCUGCAAUGCCUGCUAUAUUCUCAUUUAUAAUUUCUAUGUGCCGGAGGUCUUAAAGGUGAUCUACAGUCCGUAUGUAAACAAAGCCUUUGUUUACAUUUUUGUGUCCAAAAUAUUGAGCUUUAUUCGACAACUUUUAAAUUUUCAUGCUUCUGGAGUAUAAUAAAUGAUCAAGAAACAACAAUCAGGCUUUUUAAGAACUCAAAACAUAGUUAAACUGUUUGUAUCAUAAAAAGUGGGCUCAUUUGUGCACAUGCGCAGAUCGGACUGUAGGUCACCUUUAACAUUUUUCUUUACAUAUGAAAACUAAUUUAGAAAACCACGCAGAAUCCUUGACUCCUGAGAUAUUUCCUGCCACAUGCACGACAGGUGUAUCUGGUUUCUGUUGGACAAACCGAUUGACGGAUAAUGUGCCGGAACCUGGCGGAUAUGUGACCACCGUUGGAAAUAAUGGUAACUGGUUACGCUUGAAUCUCGGCAUGGCGACAUCCGUCGGCAAAAUUAUGAUUGCAAAUGUUGUUCCUGAUCCAUACAAAGAGCAGUUGAUCGAUUUUGAAUUGAGAGUGGGUGAGAAUGCAGUUGAUUUUAAGUUUAUCAACUAAUAAUAAUAAUAAUAAAAGCAUUUAUUUACAGUACGAUAAUAAUAUUACAGUAUAUUAUACCUCAAAUUCAAAUUGUCCAAUCAAGAAACAGCAUUUGUACCGCGUGACAAUGUGAUUUUUUACGGUAGUUCACUCAAAUUCACGAUUCCCCAAUGCUGCGUGAGAUCUGACUAUAAUAUCUCACGGUAGAUCCACCGUGGACACCACGCUCUGAAAUAAUAUGGCGUUCGCGAGCUGUUGUUUGUAAUUUCGUACAGAAGAUUUAUCGAUUUAACCAAAGAUUUUCAAGACGUAUGUUACCUUCAAUGAUCCAAAGAAUACAUGCUCAAAUCUUUUAAGGGGCGGACCAUUAGAAAUCCCGGGAGGGGGGGGGGGUGAAAAUUAAAAAAAAAUAAAAUUCGUGCAAUGAAAAAUGCCUGGAAAAAAAAUUUGCGCAGUCAUUACAUCAGAGAAAAAAAAUCGUGCAAGCAGACAGCAAAGUGCAAAUAGUCUUGAAAAAAUUCUUGCAGAGGUUAAAUGCAUAAAAAAAAUCCUGCAGAGACAUGAGACUGAAAAAAAAAUCGUGCCGCAAAAAUUUUAUACCCCCCUCCCGGGAUUUCUAAUGGUCGCCCCUAAAGAGAAAACGUCAAAAACUCACUAGACACAAGAAAUUAAAAAUUGUAUUCGCGGCUUAGCCUAGUUAAUUAUUCAGCAAGUUCUAAAGUUUAUUCUGAACUUAGUAGGUUCUUUAAAACCCUCCGGCCUCCGCUCGGGGGAGUCGUCGAAAUAUUACCCUCCGUGAUGAUAUUAUCAUCUGACUAGGACAAUAGAUUGUUCUUACCAUCAACGAUAGUGCGACCAAUUAUCUAGUCGAUAAAGCACACAGGCGCGCACGAUGCGAUUUUAGUCGGCCAAUUAAAAUUAAUGACAUUUUUGCGCGCCAGCUAUCAUUUUCAUGAUCAAAUUUGUUUUAUAAUGUUCGAUUUUUAUUCGAUAUAAAGUACGAGCUCUCUUGAAAAUAAAUAGUUGCGGGGCUUUCAUAUAAUUGACCAGUGUAAUUAUUUCAUUAAUCGUUAUAGGAGAUAGUUUAGAUAACAACGGCAACUCGAAUCCAUUGUGCCUGGACGGUUUGCAGAGUAUGCUUGGAAAGAAAAUUGAAUCUUUUUACUGCUCACCACCGGUCACGGGACAGUAUGUAAAUCUGAAUCAGAGAACAACGGACAAACGUCUCAUCUUAUCAGAAAUUGCUGUUUACUCCGACUUCGAACGUAAGUUACGUGAGAUAUAUGAUAUAUGAUAUAUGAUAUAUGAUAUAUGAUAUACGAUAUACGAUAUACGAUAUGUGAUCAAGGGUGGGUUGACUACAAAAUUUUUGUAGUUCGCUAUAACUACAGCUACUUCAAAAAUAUGUAGUCAGCUACAACUACUGCUACUUUUGAACAAAGGUAGUUCGUUACUGACUACAGAUACUGCUUAAAAAAUGUAGCGAACUAUUUCGCUAUUUCGCUACGCUAUCUUUUUUAGUUUUACUGUAUUUGGGGCAUCUACUAACUCAGGCUGAAAUGUAACCUAUAACAAAUCGACUUACGAGUAGCAACAGUAAACACAAAGCAAUAUGUUUGUAAGCACUACAGUGUUCAAGAGUGUAAAUUGACUAUUGAGUAUUGAUUUUAAGUAAACCGUGUCUCAAUAUCAUGCUAUUCUAUCAAGUUGCUAACAUUUUUAAAAAGUAGCGAAUAGCGAUUUGCUGUUUGAAAAGUAGUCAACUACUUGGCUACUUUUAGGCAAAUGUAGUUCGCUAUAACUACAGCUACAGUUUCAAAAAAGUAGUCAAAAACUACUGGCUACUUGAAAAUUGUAGUUUGCUACAGUAGCGAACUACAACUACUUCGCUACUACCCACCCUUGUAUGUGAUAUGUGAUAUGUGAUAUGUAAAUUAAGGUAAAAAUAAAUCCACUAAAUUCUCUAGGCAUCUUUAUAAAGAGCUCAGUGGAUUUUGUUGAUUUGCUGUACCUUAAUUUAAAUAUACUCUGGUUUUCCAUUGAGCACUUUGCCAAAAGUUUUUUAUAACCAACGAAACCAAAUCUGGGACUUGUGCCCAAGAACAAAUUGAUUAAAUUUGGUUAAAUUUGGAUAAAACUAGAUGAGAAAUUAUUAGCAAAAGAUUGUCUUGUUUUGCCGGAUAGAAUACACUGAACACAGGUAUAUGCAGUCUUUGACAGCGCGUUCUAGUGAUCUAUUUUGUGUUUACGAUUAUUUCACUAAUUUACCGUCAUCUGUUUUUUAGCAAAAAUGAAAGACAGAUUCGGCAAGGAGAGACAACUAUGGCGUGGCAUUGGUGAAAGCAUUGUUCUAUCGUGUGAAGCGUAUGAUCAGCCAACCCCUGUCGUAUCAUGGAUUAAAGAUGGAGUAAUCUUAGUGACGGAUUCUAGUACGUUAGAGAUAAACAGCGCAACGGUAGAAGACAGCGGAGUAUACGAGUGUUGGGCAAACAGUACACUUGGGGAGGAAUACAUGCCUUUUCAUGUGAAUAUUACAAGUGAGUUCAAUGGCUAUCAAAGACAUGCAUUUUAUACUUUAGAAACACUAUUUUCCAGGUUAACCUAGAAAAUAACACUAUUUAGAUUAACUUAACAUUCCUGCAUGUUAAAUUUCCAUGCAGGUUAACGUUAUUUCAUAUGAGUCACGAUUCAGGAAUAGUUACCAUUCAGUUUAGGCUUUUACGGUUAGGAUUAGGGUUUGUAUUAAGGAAAGGGUUAGGAUUAGGAUUAAGAUUAGGAUUAGAGUGAGGGUUAGGGAUACAUUUCAAGUAAAGUUUUGCAAAAUAAAAAACCCCUUUUUUAUUGCAAAGCGCGAGCUUGUACUCGACGCAUAACGACAAAAACCGUCCAUUAUAUAACGAUGGAUAAUUUCAGUUGCACUUCGCUAUGUACUUAUAUACCCGGGUGUAAAUAGCCAAGCGAAAUUUGUGCCCUCGCCCCGAAACGGCGCGUGUCAACACCGGGGAUAAUCGACUAGUAGCUUUUCAACAACUCACCUGCACCGCGAUCGGGAGAAACCAUUCAACAGAACUACGUCUGCCUAUAAAAAUAAAUUUAUACAAAGUAUGAACAUCGACCAUUCUUUUAAAUUGGUCUCCAAAUCAUGAGAAUUCUGUGUUCGAAUAACAAUCGAGCAUCGGUCAUUUUAGUCUGAGUAAAAUCCCAAUAGCUGGGUUUCAGUCAUGCGGUACGUUUAGCGCAUGGCCGGAUCAACUCGAAAUGGAAACACAUUUAUCGGAUCGAGUUGGAUAUUCAUUACAAGUAUUCAUCUCGUGUUUGGUAUCAAAUAUAUGCAAUUUAACGAAAUUUACUUGCUUACACAAGGCAUGUGUAAAAUGGCAAUAUGUGAUCACCAAGAGUUUCCCUAUGUAUAAGGCUUGAGUGAAACCCACCCAUAUGGCCGCCAACAGAUUUUCCGCACGGACAUUAUGGCCAAUUAUUUUACCACAUUAAUCUGAGUAAUCUCUCCCUCAUUCUUGCAAACUGACCAAAACGCAAUUCCUAAUUAGUGAUCUGUUACGUGUACCAAGGAAUUUAUUACUCAGUUAGAAUACGUCUUCACGGUAACUCAAAAAAUAUCCAACUGAUCAAUACGAAAAUUUUUUGGGCAAAUAGAAAUAGCUCAAGGAUAAAUCGGUUAAAUUUUUGUUAAAUUUUGAUAAAAAGUAGACGAGAAAUUAGCAAAAGUUAAUCUUGCUUUCCCGGGCAGAGUAUAUGGAAUGCAUAAUUAGCGCAUUGUAUAAUUUAUGCAUAAUGCGUGGCAUAAUUUUCUGGCGGGGUAUGCAACCUCCGAGUGCCAUUUUGUUAUUACUGAAAUAGCAUUAUAGUAAUUUUUCCCCUUGCGUUCAUACAGGCGAUGUUCGACCCUGUGCUGAAAGUAUAGAAAUCGAGCUUGAUCUUGGAAAUUUAGAAACUUCAUACCCUGAAAUUUUUGGAAAUAAAUGGUAUCGUUUCUAUGACACAACGUCAAAUAAUUAUCUCAAGGUAAAUAAAGAAAUACUUUACACUAUAAAAGGGAGUGGAUCGACAUGCUUAAUAUAGGCGUGACUCUCUUGAAAAAGGAGAACAUUCCUUUCCACUUGUUUCGUCAACCAAACAGGAUUACCAGUAUCUCACGCAACAAACGGUGUGCUACAUAUUUUUAGGAGAAACCCAACUUAGCAGCUUUGACAAAAUCUAAUCAUUCUGGUCAAUAUUCAUCCAUACAGAUACACUAAUUAAAACAACUUUUUACUGUUUCAUUUAUUUUUAUUUUACUCAGAUGGUCGACAAAAUUCCGAGAAAAGGUUCCACAUGCAAUUCCUGGAUAAGCGACACUCACCCUGGACCAAGCGAUGCAAUAGCGGAAAAAAUUGUAUGUGUCAAAGAAAAAAACAUCGGGUGCAAUCGUCAAUAUGAAAUACGCAUUAAAAACUGCCUUGGAUACUAUAUUUAUAAUUUACCGUGGUCAUCUGGGUUAGCACUAUUUUCCAUCCAGCAAACUGACCUGACCUCAUUUUCGCAAGAUAGAAGAAGUGUUAAAUGGCUAUGUAACUAACCCAAACCCUACCCCUACUCUAACCCCUAACCCUAACCUCAACCCUAACUCUAACCCUAACCCUAACCGAAUUAAUCAAAAAAUCCAAAAAGAAACGAUUUUACAAAAUCGAUAGGGCGGUUUGCUGGAUGGAAAAAAGUGCUAACCGGUCAUCUGGUGCAACCGAUGUUGAGUACUGUUUCCAGUCAGGUUAGUUACAUCACAUGUAUCAAGAGGAAAAAUCAAUAUGCAUCAGAAAAAUUGCAAAGUAUCUUGUCCAUGUAGAUUUAAGGCUUGACCAAAAGGCCGAGCAAGCAUUCUGAAAGUGCUGGGGGAAGGGGGGCACCAAUGACACUGGAAUCAUGGCACAUUGCAACAACAAGAUCUAGAAAGGCUGACAAUAAUUCAAAACAUUUACUAGAACAAUAUUGCUUUUUACUCAAGAAACGUUAACAAUUUGUUUUUCCGCAAAACACUGGAUAUAGUUCCCAUUAACAGUGGCGCCGCCAGCUCGAUAAUUGGGGUGGCAAAUAUUCAUAUCUUCGUGUUCUGCAUUAUUAACUUCUUUUGAAAUCAUUGUUUUUAUGGUCUGUGAACACAAAUAUAUGAAUAUUCGCCCCGCCCCUCCCACUGCCCAUUAAUCACUUUUGUAGGAGUACCUGUCAAUUCUCGUCACUCGUCACAUGUUUUGUUCCGUAUAUGUAUAUUGUAUAUGUCAAUUUAUUUCAUUGUAAACCACCCAUUGAAGACUGCAGACUAGCUACUAGCCGUUGAAAGUUCGUCUAAAAGUUCAGAGCGGCUGAACACUACUAAUGAAUAAGCCUGGUUUCGCCUCUAUGGCUCUAACAUCUUUAAAUUAUAUUUAUAACAUUAUAAAUAAUGGUUUCAUUAUCUUUCUUGAAUCGACACAGAUGAAGAUGUCCGCCCAAGACCAGCCAUUUCUAUGAAAGUGAAGGCCGAUCAUGCUUUAUUCAAUCAUAUAUUGCUAACCGAAACAGAUAUCCAGGAUUCGUCACAAUGUAUGAUCAUGUGCGCCUUAAAGAGCACGUGUCAAUCGUUCAAUUACAGUGAUAAAGAGAAAGUUUGUGAACUCAAUGGUUCCACAAAGCAGAAGCAUUUGGAAGAUUUUUUACCAAGGGUUGGUUACCAUUAUUUCAUGAAAGGAAAAGGCGUGGUUAACAAAAGAUUUGCAGGAGAUUUGUAA
This is a messenger RNA of Paramuricea clavata, 11952 nucleotides long. The record is from the annotation of a GenBank genome assembly. NCBI's taxonomy places the organism in Eukaryota, Metazoa, Cnidaria, Anthozoa, Malacalcyonacea, Plexauridae.